UUUUUCUCCGCCGCCGCCGCUGCCGCCGCCGCCGGCGGCCCCGGGCCGGGAGCAGCGACGGCACCGCCAUGGGCAGAGGGGCUGGCCGGGAGUACUCGCCUGCAGCCACAACCUCGGAGAAUGGGGGCGGCAAGAGAAAGCAGAAGGAGAAGGAGCUGGACGAGCUGAAGAAGGAGGUGAACUUGGAUGACCACAAACUGUCCCUGGAUGAGCUGGGCAGGAAGUACCAGGUGGAUCUGUCCAGGGGCCUGACCAACGCGCGGGCGGCGGAGAUCCUGGUGCAGGAUGGUCCCAACGCCCUCACGCCACCGCCCACCACCCCCGAGUGGGUCAAGUUCUGCCGCCAGCUCUUCGGCGGCUUCUCCAUACUGCUCUGGAUCGGUGCCAUCCUCUGCUUCCUCGCCUAUGGCAUCCAGGCCGCCAUGGAGGACGAGCCGUCCAACGACAACCUCUAUCUGGGGGUGGUGCUGGCCGCCGUCGUCAUCGUCACCGGCUGCUUCUCCUACUACCAAGAGGCCAAAAGCUCCAAGAUCAUGGAUUCCUUCAAGAACAUGGUGCCACAGCAAGCACUGGUGAUCCGCGAGGGUGAGAAGAUCCAGAUCAACGCGGAGAACGUGGUGGUCGGGGACCUGGUGGAGGUGAAGGGGGGUGACCGGGUGCCCGCGGACAUGCGCAUCAUCUCCUCACAUGGCUGCAAGGUCGAUAACUCCUCGCUGACGGGUGAGUCAGAGCCGCAGACCCGCUCGCCCGAGUUCACCCACGAGAACCCGCUGGAGACCCGAAACAUCUGCUUCUUCUCCACCAACUGUGUGGAGGGCACAGCCCGGGGCAUCGUGAUCUCCACGGGGGACCGCACGGUGAUGGGGCGCAUCGCCUCGCUGGCCUCGGGGCUCGAGGUGGGCCGCACGCCCAUCGCCAUGGAGAUCGAGCACUUCAUCCGCCUCAUCACCGGCGUCGCCGUCUUCCUCGGCCUCUCCUUCUUCAUCCUCUCCCUCAUCCUCGGCUACACCUGGCUCGAGGCCGUCAUCUUCCUCAUCGGCAUCAUCGUGGCCAACGUCCCCGAGGGGCUGCUGGCCACCGUCACGGUGUGCCUGACGCUGACGGCCAAGCGCAUGGCGCGCAAGAACUGCCUGGUGAAGAACCUGGAGGCGGUGGAGACCCUAGGCUCCACCUCCACCAUCUGCUCCGACAAGACGGGCACCCUCACCCAGAACCGCAUGACCGUGGCCCACAUGUGGUUCGACAACCAGAUCCACGAGGCCGACACCACCGAGGACCAGUCGGGUGCCACCUUCGACAAGCGCUCGCCCACAUGGGCAGCCCUGGCGCGCAUUGCCGGGCUCUGCAACCGUGCCGUCUUCAAGCCGGGCCAGGAGAACAUCUCCAUUUCCAAGCGCGACACAGCAGGCGACGCGUCCGAGUCGGCGCUGCUGAAGUGCAUCCAGCUCUCGUGCGGCUCCGUCAAGAAGAUGCGGGACAAGAACCCCAAAGUCACCGAAAUCCCCUUCAACUCCACCAACAAGUACCAGCUCUCCAUCCACGAGCGGGAGGAUGACCCGCAGGGUUACCUGCUGGUGAUGAAGGGCGCCCCGGAGCGCAUCCUGGACCGCUGCUCCCGCAUCCUGGUGCAAGGCCAGGAGGUGCCGCUGGACGAGGAGAUGCGCGAAGCCUUCCAGAAUGCCUACCUGGAGCUGGGCGGGCUGGGCGAGCGCGUCCUGGGUUUCUGUCACCUCUACCUACCCCCGGACAAGUUCCCCAGAGGUUUCAGGUUCGAUGCCGACGAGAUCAACUUCCCCACCACCGACCUGUGCUUUGUGGGGCUCAUGUCCAUGAUCGACCCGCCCCGCGCCGCCGUGCCCGACGCCGUGGGCAAGUGCCGCAGCGCCGGCAUCAAGGUGAUCAUGGUGACUGGGGACCAUCCCAUCACGGCCAAGGCCAUUGCCAAGGGCGUGGGUAUCAUCUCGGAGGGCAACGAGACGGUGGAGGACAUCGCUGCCCGCCUCAACAUCCCUGUCAGCCAGGUCAACCCCCGGGAGGCCAAGGCCUGCGUGGUGCACGGCUCCGACCUCAAGGACAUGACGUCGGAGCAGCUCGACGAGAUCCUCAAGAACCACACGGAGAUCGUCUUCGCCCGCACCUCGCCCCAGCAGAAGCUCAUCAUCGUGGAGGGCUGCCAGCGCCAGGGUGCCAUCGUGGCAGUGACGGGCGACGGGGUGAACGACUCGCCGGCCCUGAAGAAGGCCGACAUCGGCAUAGCCAUGGGCAUCGCCGGCUCCGACGUCUCCAAGCAGGCGGCCGACAUGAUCCUGCUGGACGACAACUUUGCCUCCAUCGUCACCGGCGUGGAGGAAGGGCGCCUCAUUUUCGACAACCUGAAGAAGUCCAUCGCCUACACCCUCACCAGCAACAUCCCCGAGAUCACCCCCUUCCUCCUCUUCAUCAUCGCCAACAUCCCGCUGCCCCUGGGCACCGUCACCAUCCUCUGCAUCGACCUGGGCACCGACAUGGUCCCCGCCAUCUCCCUGGCCUACGAGGCGGCUGAGAGCGACAUCAUGAAGCGGCAGCCGAGGAACCCCAAGACGGACAAGCUGGUGAACGAG
This is a messenger RNA of Rhea pennata, 2600 nucleotides long. RefSeq names its product sodium/potassium-transporting ATPase subunit alpha-2. Lineage: Eukaryota; Metazoa; Chordata; Aves; Rheiformes; Rheidae. The annotation marks the transcript as partial. Gene Ontology annotation, molecular function: P-type sodium:potassium-exchanging transporter activity; ATP binding; ATP hydrolysis activity. Gene Ontology annotation, biological process: intracellular potassium ion homeostasis; potassium ion import across plasma membrane; proton transmembrane transport. Gene Ontology annotation, cellular component: cell projection; plasma membrane; sodium:potassium-exchanging ATPase complex. The transcript has 18 exons. The record is from RefSeq and is a predicted model, not a curated record.